Messenger RNA from Synchiropus splendidus (mandarinfish), 1468 nucleotides. Its product is annotated as carboxypeptidase A2-like. The record is from RefSeq and is a predicted model, not a curated record. NCBI's taxonomy places the organism in Eukaryota, Metazoa, Chordata, Actinopteri, Syngnathiformes, Callionymidae. Gene Ontology annotation, biological process: proteolysis. Gene Ontology annotation, molecular function: metallocarboxypeptidase activity; zinc ion binding. The coding region runs from base 92 to 1351 and encodes 419 amino acids. The transcript is spliced from 11 exons.
AACGCUCCACCUGGCACCUGGGACAUUUAAGAGAGCGUAAGGAUCACAGGCAGGACUGACACAGGCAGUAGGGCUAAGACAGACCGGUGGGAUGAAGGGGCUCUGGAUCUUGCUGGUGCUUGUGGCUGCGGCCAAAGCGGAGAAAGUUUUUUUUGGUGAUCAAGUCCUCCGGAUUGUUGCUGAGUCUCAGGAGCAGAUCCAAGUUCUGCAGAGCCUGGAGGCCAGACAUGAGUGGGAGCUUGACUACUGGCUCCAUCCAGUGUCUGCGGAUUUGCCAGUUGAAGUCCGAGUGCCUCGCGCCAAUCUGGAUGCUGUAACAGAGUUCCUCCAUGACCACAACAUCAGAUUCGAAGUCAUGAUUGACAACCUUCAGGAGCUUCUUGAUGAGGAAAAGGCCGAGAUGGAGUGGAAUCGGGUGAAGGAGAGAAGCACCAGGAGCUUCAACUUCGGAGCCUAUCACACUCUUGACACGAUCUACUCCUGGAUGGACACCCUGGUUGCUCAGUACCCAAACCUGGUCACAAAGGAGCUGAUCGGCGAGUCCUACGAGAACAGGCCCAUGUACGUUCUGAAGUUCAGCACUGGAGGAGACAAAAGACCUGCUAUCUGGAUUGACACUGGAAUCCACUCUAGAGAGUGGGUCUCCCAGGCUACUGGAGUUUGGACAGCUAACAAGAUUGCCACUGACUAUGGACAUGACACUUCACUGACCACCCUGCUGAACCAAAUGGACAUUUAUUUGUUGAUUCUUGCCAACCCUGAUGGAUACGUCUACUCUCACACCAAUGAUCGGAUGUGGCGCAAGACUCGCUCCAGGAACACAGGCUCUGUCUGCCAGGGUGUUGAUCCCAACAGGAACUGGGAUGCAGGGUUUGGUGGUCCCGGGGCAAGCAGAAACCCCUGCUCUGACUCUUACCAUGGUCCCUCCGCUCACUCUGAGGUGGAGGUGAAGAACGUGGUGGACCUGAUCAAGAAGCAUGGCAACUUCAAGUCCUUCAUCUCUGUCCAUGCCUAUUCUCAGCUGCUCAUGUAUCCAUACGGCUACAGCUGCAACCACGUGCCUGAUAUGGCGGAGCUGGAUGCUGUUGGCAGAGCUGCGGUGCAGAAACUCACAUCCCUCUAUGGCACCCGCUACAAGGUCGGAAGCAUCUGUCGAAUCAUCUACCAAGCCAGUGGCGGAAGCAUCGACUGGUCGUACAAUAUGGGCAUCAAGUACUCCUAUGCUUUUGAGCUGAGAGACACUGGGAGAUACGGCUUCAUCUUACCGGCCACACAGAUCAUCCCCACUGCCUCUGAGACCUGGCUCGCUUUGAAGCACAUCAUGGAAUAUGUCCGCGAUCAUCCUUACUGACACUCUUCCAUGAUUGUCUGAGACCAAGAAAUAAACACUUUAACGCACUAGCAUCUUUGUGUAUGGACAGAUGUGUGGGGUUUGCAUGAGACCUUUGGGUCACAACGGAAUAAUCUG